Molecule: messenger RNA, 4481 nt
Organism: Elgaria multicarinata webbii
Lineage: Eukaryota; Metazoa; Chordata; Lepidosauria; Squamata; Anguidae
Gene: HAPSTR1
Product: HUWE1 associated protein modifying stress responses
Exons: 4
Coding region: 203-1060 (285 amino acids)
Source: RefSeq, a predicted model, not a curated record
UCGGGUGCGGCCUCUUUGGUGCGCUCGGGGCGGCGUCUCCGGCUCAGUGUGGUCGGAGGCGGCGGAGGGGCCGGGCGCUCCGGCGGGGUCGAUUGUUGUGAUGCGGCUGCUCAUGGCGUCGUCGUCGUCGUCGUCGUCGGGGGCCCUCGCGAGCCGCGCCGGGCGGAGGUAGCCGCGCCACGCCACGCCACGCCGGGUCAGGAUGGAGGACAAGGCGGCCAAGGAGGAAGGCGAGGCCGAGAUCCAGGAGCUGCACGGGCCCGAGCACUGGUUCAGCAAGUGGGAGCGGCAGUGCCUGGCCGAGGCCGAGCAGGACGACGGCGCGCUGCCGCCCGAGCUGCAGGACGACGACGAGGCCGCCGCGGCCGCCGCCGCCGCCCCGCAGCCCGAGCACAAGCAGCAGAAGCUCUGGCACCUCUUCCAGAACUCGGCCACCGCCGUGGCGCAGCUCUACAAGGACCGCGUGUGUCAGCAGCCAGGCCUCUCGCUCUGGGUUCCAUUCCAGAAUGCUGCCACCGCCGUCACCAACCUCUACAAAGAAAGCGUGGAUGCCCAUCAGCGGAGUUUCGAUGUAGGAAUCCAUAUUGGCUAUCAGCGUCGUAAUAAGGAUGUGUUGGCUUGGGUUAAAAAGCGCAGAAGAACUAUUCGCAGAGAAGACUUAAUCAGCUUCCUGUGUGGGAAAGCUCCUCCUCCACGAAACUCUAGAGCUCCCCCAAGACUGACUGUAGUAUCCCCUAACCGAGCUACUUCAACAGAAACUAGCUCCUCUGUAGAGACAGACUUGCAGCCCUUCCGAGAAGCCAUAGCGCUCCAUGGUCUUAGCGGUGCAAUGGCUAGUAUAAGUGUUCGCUCGAGUACCCCGGGCUCGCCCACUCACGUGAGCAGUGGCUCCAACGGUAGUCGAAGGAGAAAUGGACUCCAUGAUGUUGACUUGAACACUUUCAUAUCCGAAGAAAUGGCACUCCACUUGGACAAUGGUGGAACUAGAAAGCGUACCUCAGCCCAGUGCGGUGAUGGCAUUACGGACUCCCCGACCCAUAAACGCAAUCGUAUGAUCUAAAUGGCAACACCUUUUGGUCUUCUCUUCUCCUCAUCCCCACCCCACCGCCAUGCUGCUUGAGGCUCAGCAUCACGCUGGGAAAACGAACCUGAGGCGCUCUCCUCCCGAGUCCUACAAAAUCAAUAAUUGCCAUAAAGGAAAGCUUACAUACUGACAGUAGAUCCUUCUCGUAACUACAGCUUUCUUCAAAUUAGAUUCUUUAGCAGAGGACUUCCAAUGUUGUGUAGUAGCUAGCAAGCUCAUCGCAGGCAGAACAUGCAUCUGUUCCAAGGCUAAAAGUGACCUUACUUGUAUUCUUAAAGGGAAAAAGGAAAUAUCAGACGUUUAUUUGGUUACAGAAAUGCUUUUUUGUCCUUUAUUUCUUGCCGUGUUUAAAUAUUUGCUUCAACAGUAUUGCCACUUUGACAACAGUGUCAAAAACAUGACUUGGCAUGUAAGACCUGCAGGCUUCCUUUUGAAUAUAUAUAUAUUUUUCUUUUUAAAGCUCUACUGGGCACAUAAUUUCUAUAUAGUAAGUGUGCAAGUUAUUAGUAUUGGCCUGUACCCUUUUUUAAGUUUCCAGAGCAGUUGAUGGUGGCUGUGUGGUCAUGUAAAGAGGUUCUAUGAUGGUUAUGCAAUGGACACUAAAUACUAAAAGGCUCUUCGUUGGGUUUGCUUUGUGUGUGUGAACUCCUGAGGUAGUUGUCCCAAUCUCCCCCACCCCCAUGAGAUCCUUCAAUUGGAAGAUUUUCGGUUGAUUGUCUAUUAUAAUUUGAGUAUUCCCUUGUAAUUGAACACCAGAAUUCUACAUUAAUUGCCCGAGAGGAACAUGUUCUGUAACUGGAGAGCAGAUGGUUUAGGUGCUACAGGUAUGUAUUGUACACUUCCUGUGAAAAAAACCCCCUAAUCUCUGCGGAAUGAGUGGAGGGAAAAUGGGUGGGUGGGAGCAGUUUUAAAAAGGAUAUUGGAUGUUGUGUCUUUCCAUGAUGGGGUGUGACUUCUGAGCCGCUGAAGGAAGCAUGGCCUGAGCCAGCCGAGGCAUCUGGUGUAGUUUUCCGCACAGUUGAGGCGAGAAGUGGGACCUUGGAAGUCCCGUGAAAGAAACUUCACUGGGAAACCCUGUGGCUUCAGUGCAAGAUGCUGCGAUGGUCCAAAACCCGUCCAAAACUAAAGUCUUGGGGUUUAGCUGGCCUGGAAUGGAAUGAGAAGAAGUGGCAAAGUUUUAUUGGUCGGGGCCCCCAUGGUGCUCUUGGUAAAGCAGUCUUCUGAAUGUACCAUAUUCUUUCAGAGUCGGCUAAAUGAGCCUAGGAGAAUGUUUGUUUGAGGGAGGCUUAGUGGAUACUGGGACAUAAGGGCUAAACGUCUCGGCCUGCAUCAAAAGAAACUGGAGACAGUCAUUGGUGCAGAGGGUCUCGGCCCCCACCUGGUUCCUGAGUUCUGUCCUGUUUUAAUCAAGUGCUGGUGGACAGGCUGAUACCUACUUAGGGUGUCUUUAGACAUCCUAACCUCUUUUAAAUGGCUUCGCAUGAAGGAGAUUCAAUUUGUAUAGAGCUUGGCCUGACCAGCUGAAUGCCAGGGCCCUCGUUCAACCCCUCUGUAUGCGCCACAAUUCAGAUGCGGACACAGAUCAAUCUCCCCUUACCUACUGUGGUUUCCGCACUUCAUUUUCGGGGCAGGGGGAAGAGAGAGUCUCCGUGUUUGGAAUGCAGGCAGCUGCAGGGAAACAGCUGGACUGCGGGGUGCAGGAGCAUCCGUGGCAUGCUGGUGUGGGUGCCGUGGAUCGCAGUUGAGUAUGUUCUCUUAGCAUCAACAUCCUCCUCACUGUUGAGAAGUUUGAUUUGAAACGCAGGGUGCCUCAUCCAACUUUUGAGGCCAGGAACGUGCAUUGCAAGAAGCAUGCUGCAUUUCUUGCUUUGCAGAGCUUUUAAAAUGGCUAGUGUCACCUUUUGAGAGUUUAUAAAUCAGCUAAGUGGUGCUGGGGCUAGAAGUUAGCAGUUCAUGAAACUACGUGAGAUUAAAAACAAUGACAACAACACACACACACACGAGCCCAACCUCAAGUCUUGCUGUUUAGUCUCUUGGACACAUUUUCUACAGAUUUGCCAAUGUAGGUACAACAACUUAAGUACUGUUGGCCUAACAAAAUAUCAUAGGGCUUCUGUGUGGCACUUGUAGUUUCUUUGCAUAUGAUCUAGAACUAGCUUCUCUCUCUUGAGAACUUGCACUUCAGGCUGGUGUGUGCAGUAGUGACUAAGACCGUAGCUCGAAAGAAAGAAAGUAUAUUCUGCCAAAAAAAGGUGGUACUUCAGAAGCAUAGCAAGUGGGUGUCUUAAGUGAGAAUCCCAAAUGGGCAGAAUAGCUUGUAUUUUUGGUAGGAAUCUGCCUGGAAUGGACAAAUAGCAGCAUAAUGACUUCUGCCUCUGCUGUUUCCCCAAGCCCCUCACUCCUUGAUUUAGUUAAUAGAUGUACAGAAUUAGUAGGAUAUGGUUUUAUGGAACUUCACUAAGCACUGGGUUUUUUUGUUUUGUUUUUGUUUUUUGUUAAUUGGAGGUAUGUUUACUCCAGAGUAGUUAAAUGGGGCCCAGCCCAUGAUACUAGAUGGAGUGGGAUAACUUUGCUUCAUGGCUUAAUCAAUUCAAAAAGAAGGAAACAUUUAGAUCUUGAUGUGUGGCGUUUCUUUACCCCAAUCCCUCCCAAAUAGAAUAUAACUCUGCUGUUUGCUUUCAGUCUAGCUCCUCUGAACAAAAUUUGUCAAGCAUUUUUUAUAUUUUUGGUGCCAUUUCCCCCCCCCCCUUUUGGUAAAGAGAAAAGCAGGCUUUGAUAAUCUAGCUGCACUAAUAGUGUGUGUGCUUGUAAGUCUUCAACAAAUUUUAUUUUACUGCUUCUUUUAACCCCCAUAUUUGCUGUCAAACUGUUCACCCUCCUGCCAAAAUCGACCUAGAUUGCAUGAUGGCCUCAUCUGGGAAGUCGAUGUGUAGCAGAUUACUUUUAAAGCUCAGAUGUGGACUGUUUCGAUGGGUCACCCACGCAGUGUGGAUUCUGGAAGAUCAAGGCUAUCUAUUGUAAAGCAGACAUCUUUAGUGCUUGGGAAUGGGGUGGGAGAAUUACUCUCUUGCAGUUCAGCUUUUUUUUUUUUUAUCUGACUCAAUUGAAUGCCUUCUGGUGAUAUUUGUCUCAUCUCUUUCCCCAUGUAAACCAAACUUAACAUGAAUGUGGGGCAGAUUUUACAUAUAGUGUAUCCUGCAUUGAAGCUGAGCUUGGCUUGCAUAUUACUAAAAUUCAAUUUGAAUAUUAAAACACUUGAGCUAUAGUGAAGUAAUGCAAAGCUGAUUUUUUUUCCCUUCCUUUGUCUGAAACUGAACUCCUGCAAUCCUCAAAUGUGACUUACCCUGCUGGAGAAAUAGAUACCUUUUUAAAACCCUAAUAAAAUAAAAUAAACGAA